Grus americana (Whooping crane) is the source of this 912-nucleotide messenger RNA. It is a transcript of the gene CZH5orf63, whose product is annotated as chromosome Z C5orf63 homolog. The record is from RefSeq and is a predicted model, not a curated record. The transcript has 5 exons. NCBI's taxonomy places the organism in Eukaryota, Metazoa, Chordata, Aves, Gruiformes, Gruidae. The coding region runs from base 286 to 642 and encodes 118 amino acids.
CAGGGGGCGCCGAAGCGGCGGCGGGCGCGGUCUCCCACCGGGCCGGGCGUGCCGAGGCCGCGCGUCCUUCCCGGGCAGGGCUCCGUCCGCUGGUCCUCGGAGUUCGCCGGGAGCUCGCGCCACGGCCCAGCGGGGGCGGAGGGAGGCGGCAGGCAGCGGCGGCAAGGCUGGUGCUGUAAAAGCCUUGUGGGGAUCUCAACAACUGCAGGAUUUGGUGUCCCUACUCACUCAAGCUCGUUGGUCUCUUGCUAUGGCACCAUAUUUUCUUGUUCAGCAUUACCCUGGAUGAUGGUGCUUUGUUUUCUAAGCAGAACACUGCAUCUAGCAAGACAUUCAUCCAGUCCACUGGGGAGGCAAUUCUGUUCAGCCAGCACAAAUAAGCCAGUGCUGACUUUAUUCACCAAGAAACCAUGCCCUCUAUGUGAUGAAGCAAAAGAAGUGCUUGAGCCAUAUAAGAGAAGGUUUAUUUUGCAGGAGGUGGAUAUUACCCUUCCAGAGAACUUGAUAUGGUAUGAUAAAUACAAAUAUGACAUACCUGUUUUUCAUUUAAAUGGGAAGUUCCUAAUGAAGCAUCAAGUAGACAUUCAAAAGUUUGAGAACCAGCUUAUGAAGCUGGAGUUACAAAAUGAUGGAAACCGGUGAAGAAAAUGCAGCUGCUCUGGUGUGGAUCUGAAAGGACUGUGCAGUAUAAAUUGUGUGAAAAAGCAGUAUUCAUUAUCUGGCCUUAGGUUUCUUAUAAUGUGUGGUACCAGUGUCCUAAAAAACCUGAGUGACUUGCAUUCUGUUUUCUGUUAAUCAUCCAGCCCAGCUGCACCAGUAGCAACCUUUUCUGUACCAUUCAUUUGCUGCUAUUGUAGGCUGGCUUUUCAUUGACAGAAUAAAUGCUGUUCCGUAACAGCAGAUAAAGUGAAA